Molecule: messenger RNA, 801 nt
Organism: Fimicolochytrium jonesii
Lineage: Eukaryota; Fungi; Chytridiomycota; Chytridiomycetes; Spizellomycetales; Powellomycetaceae
Product: axonemal dynein light chain-domain-containing protein
Exons: 5
Coding region: 1-801 (266 amino acids)
Cellular component (GO): axoneme; filopodium
Molecular function (GO): dynein heavy chain binding
Source: RefSeq, a predicted model, not a curated record
AUGAUCCAACCCUCACACUCCCUCGUCAAAUACGACAACCCAGUCUUAGUAUCCCGCACAGAUGGCGCCAUACCCGGAAAGUCGAAUCUCAAAUCGGGUGCUGGCGGUGGGAUCUCGGAUAUUGGCGGAGGGAAGAAAUUGGCUGCUGGGCCACCUGGUGGCAAGAACAAGUUGCCGCCGGUGGAUGACAAGCGGCCCAAGACGCCGAGUCAGACUGAGGAUAUUUUGAACUCUAUUCUACCGCCGAGAGAAUGGGACGAAUCAGGCCAGCUGUGGGUGCAGAAAGUGUCCAGCACACCAGCCACCCGUCUGGACGUCAUCAACUUGCAAGAACAACUAGACCACAUGCUGCAAAAGCGUCAAGCGCGCGAGACCGGAAUCGAUCCCGUCAGGCGAGAACUGUACAGUCAAUGUUUCGAUGAGCUUAUCCGCCAAGUCACCAUCAGCUGCCAAGAGCGCGGCCUCCUCCUCCUGCGCGUGCGCGACGAGAUCCGCAUGUCCAUCGCGGCCUACCAAACGCUCUACGAGAGCAGUGUCGCGUUUGGAAUGCGCAAGGCGCUGCAGGCGGAGCAAGGGAAGGCGGAUAUGGAGAAUCGGAUCAAAGAGCUGGAAGACGAGAGACGCCAACUAGACCAAAGCGUGCUCGAACUCAAAGCGAAAUGCGAAGCCAUUGAGAAGCGGGAGAGCGAGCGGAGAGCGAUGGAGGAGCGAAAACACGCGGAGGAGAUUGCGUUCUUGAAGAAGACGAAUGUUCAGUUGAAGACACAACUGGAAGGAAUCCUCAGCCCACAAAAGAAAUGA